Penicillium chermesinum is the source of this 2241-nucleotide messenger RNA. It is a transcript of the gene pakA, whose product is annotated as mitogen-activated protein kinase kinase kinase kinase STE20. Gene Ontology annotation, molecular function: ATP binding; protein serine/threonine kinase activity. Gene Ontology annotation, biological process: intracellular signal transduction; protein phosphorylation; regulation of MAPK cascade. Gene Ontology annotation, cellular component: cytoplasm. Bases 1 to 2241 code for a protein of 746 amino acids. NCBI's taxonomy places the organism in Eukaryota, Fungi, Ascomycota, Eurotiomycetes, Eurotiales, Aspergillaceae. The transcript is spliced from 3 exons. The record is from RefSeq and is a predicted model, not a curated record.
AUGAGCCAGGAGGGGUUUUCGUUGAAAUCUCGCCGUCUAUCAAGUAAGCCCAAGGAUUCUCCCAGCUUCUCUCGCAUGCUUCGGAGUCACCAGAGCACCCAUUCGUUAUCUCGGAAUAAUACUGGGCCUAUUAUCAGUGUGAUUGGCAGCCGUGAACAUACCCGCUCGCGCUCCAACACCGACUCGAGUUCGCCUGCCUCCGACGGCCCGUCCCCGGUCGACGACUCUUCUUCCUCCCGUCUACGCUCUCGCUUCGGUCGGUUUUCUUACGACCACAAAGCCAAAGGUUCGCAUGAAUUAACUGCUCCGCCUGAUCCGCGGGGUAAGCUUAGUGCCUUGGACGAGGACGAGGAACCAGAUCCCAAGUUCAUCCCCCCGCCUUUGCGCACCCGCCGCACCGUCACCAACCCUGACCAGGCCCGAAAGCUCCGCCAGUCUGCUAGCUUCACCGAUCUGCCGACCGCACGCAUGGCUUCGCUAGGCAGCCGCGAUCCGUCGCAAAUCAAGAGGUAUUCCGAUGAGGGCGAAAAUGUCCCUCCCCCCACCCACCGCUCCGCGAGGAACAGCCAACUGCCAGCUCCACGUGGGAGGAAAGACAAGAAAGCGAGCUUCUCCAGUUUCGUCAGUAGCAUGCUCGGUUCCCCCCGCCAUGUCAAGAUUUCAUCUCCUGAGAACCCCGUGCAUGUCACUCACGUUGGCUACGAUAACCAAACCGGCCAAUUCACCGGGCUCCCCAAGGAAUGGCAGCGACUGCUACAGGAGAACGGUAUUACCAAGCAAGAGCAGGAGCAACAUCCCCAGACCAUGAUGGAUAUCAUGACUUUUUACGAAAAGAACACCCGGGAAGAUAACGAAGAGGUCUGGCACAAAUUCCAAGGCCCCGCGCAGCGCCCCCCCAUCCCAAAAUCAGAAUCUCCUUCUUUGAGCUCAACACCGGUUUCGCCCGCCCCCGGUUCAAUCCUCCCGCAUCGCUCGCCUCCGAAACCUCCGGUAUCCGACGAAGUGUCCUCACCCCCACCCCGCGUCCCUUCGCCAGACGAAGCCGACAAAGAUAUUCGGGAGUUCCUGAGCAGCUCUGCUUUGCCUCUCGUAGAUACGGGAUCUCUGUUUGCACAACUCGACUCGCCCGGCGCCGAAAGGUCCAAAGCCAAGGACUUUGCAACCUCAGCUGUUCAGGAUUUCGCCGCGCCCUCAACAACGAAGGACUUCGCAGCUCCUCCAUCGGCUGCCACGAAAGGCUUCGCUUCCCCAUCAACGACAGAUGGCUCCGCGGCGACAUCAUCCACGAAAGAUUUGGCGAAUACAUCGGCAACGAAGGAUUUCGCGGCGACUUCGACAACAAAGGAUUUUGCUUCAAAUCCGGCCAAGACCUCCACUGGCUACCAGCGACAACAGGAGCAGAUCAUGGCAGCAGCGCAGAAGGCGCUUGCAUCAAAACAAUUGGACCGUAGCAACAGCCAACGCAACGGAAAGCCGCUGCCGGCGAUCGACACGAGCGCUGCGACCACAGGCGCCAACUCCUCGGAUCCCACUGCACCGGCAGUUCGACCCCGACAGCCCAAGCCUCAACCGAAUACUGAGGAGGUGAAACAGCGCUUGAUGGCAAUCUGCCAGCCCGGCGAUCCGACCAAGAUCUACCACCAAUUUACCAAAAUCGGCCAAGGUGCUUCUGGUGGUGUUUUCACCGCCUAUGAGCAUGCUACCAACCAAUGCGUGGCCAUUAAGCAAAUGAACUUGGAUCUCCAACCAAAGAAAGACCUGAUUAUCAACGAGAUUCUCGUCAUGAAGGACAGCAGGCACAAGAACAUCGUCAAUUUCAAAGCAGGUUAUCUUCGUGGAAUUGAACUAUGGGUUGUCAUGGAGUACAUGGAGGGUGGCAGUCUUACAGAUGUGGUCACAUUUAACAUGAUGAGCGAGGGUCAGAUUUCCGCUGUGUGCAAAGAGUAUGGCCGAAAGGUUGACAUCUGGAGUCUGGGUAUCAUGGCCAUUGAGAUGAUCGAUGGAGAGCCCCCAUAUCUGACAGAGUCACCUCUCCGUGCGCUAUAUCUGAUUGCAACAAACGGUACCCCGAAGAUCAAGGAUGAGCAGAACUUGUCCUCAACUUUCCGCGAUUUCUUAAAACGAGCUCUCACCGUCGAUGCCGAGAAGCGUGCCUCGGCCGAAGAUCUCUUAGAUGUUUGUGCACCUCUCCUCUAUUCGAGCGACCUGAUUAUUGACAAUUGCUCUAGCACUCCUUCAUGA